GAAUUUCGAUUUGGCCUUCAAAAAAGUGGUUUUUGUCACAUGAGAAAAAAAAAUUUACCAAAACUAACGAAAUAACGAAUUGGUCGUUUAAUGCGGAUAUUUUUUUUCUGUAUAUAUAAUAAAAUUUGAAAGGGGGGAAAAAAUUGCACAUCUUUACGCGAAGUGACAGAAUCGAUGCACAAUUAAUUUUUGUCGUGUUACGUGAUCAAUUCCAUGCAGCAAUAAACAGCAAAAAAAGGUCACAUUUCCAGAUACCAGUGCAUCGCAUCGCAGAGAUGAUUUUGACGGGCUCGUGUAUUUUGGUGCACUAGCAAACGAAAAGAAAGAAAGAAAGAAAGAAAGAAAAAAAAAUACUAAAUGUAAAGACAAUUUUUUUUCUUGAUUAACUAUUAUUAAUAAAAUAUAAGAUAAAAACAAAACAAAAAUUAUAAUAUGGCUCAACAUUAUAAUAUUUCUCUCGAAGAAGUACAAAGAAUAUAUUCGGUUGAUGGACAGAGUCUUCGAUUUGUCGUUGGAGAUCUUAAUAACGGUGGGAAUGGUUCUUCGCAAAUAAUUUAUACCGUUCCGCAAAAUAAUCCACCGGCCAUAUAUCCCCAAACAAUUAAUUUAGCCACACAAUUGGAUCAACGACAAAGCGUUUAUAUUAUUAAGACGAGUGAUUCUCCAGGUACUCAGAAUAUUAUAAAGGCUAAUACUGUCGCAACACAUUUGGUCACCGAGAACGUGAAUUUUGUCGAAGCAAAAGAUUCAAAGGCAACGGUAAAUAAUGUCCAAGAGGCCCAACAGGCUCAAUGGAUAAAUGUUCAGGACAAAAUCAGUUACGAAUCAGUUUUGAAGCAAUCAACUUCAUUGAAAACACAACCAAAACUUCAACAGCAAAACAAUCUGCAAACGGUUGUACUGCAAACGCAGGGUCAUUGUUCGCAGCCGGAACUGCAAGUUUAUGGCUCCAUGGAGAAGAAAAAUCAACGAUUUAUCUCAGCUAAAGGAAAAAGUCCAUUAUCAUCAUCAUCAUCAUCGUCGUCAUCAUUGGGACAGACUCCUCGCAAUCAAUCCGAAAAUGUGACGCGUUUCAUCUCACCACCAACGGCAACAGUUCGUGGACGUCUAUCAAAUGAACCAAUAACAACAACUCAACAAAUAGUACGUACAAUAAGACCCCAACAACAAAAUACAAUAAUGAAUUCAAAUCAACAACGUAAUUCACCCCACAUUCUACAGCGGAAUCUCAAUCGUAAUUUAAAUUCAGGCGAUAUCGCUCAUUUGAGCGAGAGAAUAAAGCGUGAAAAAUUAAAUCAAUUGAAACAGGAUCAGGUGCACAAUGAAAAGCAGGCGAUUUAUCGUAAUGUGGGACAGAAGACGCCGAUAAUAACGCAACGACCUAUUGGAACGGCGAGACCUUUGCAGUAUCGGCAGCAGCAGCAGCAGCAGAAUUCGAUGCGAGUGCAGACGCCGACGAGACCGAUGCAGCAGCAGAGAAUGAUGACGCCGGUGAUGAGUCCGGUGAAGGGGGAGCAGAGGCGAAUUGUUGUUAAUUCACCGCCUAGGCAGAGAACGCCGAUUCGUGGGAAUUUGCAGCAGCAACAGCAACAACAACAAAAUGAGCAGAUAAUUCAACAAGAAAUCGGGGAGAGGAGAAUGACGCAGCAAAGUUGUACACCGAAAUCGGAUUCGAGUGAGCAAAAUUCGAGUGAGAGUUACGCUUAUUUGCAGAGAGUUAUCGCCGAUCCUCACACUGCCAUCGUGCAGCAUCAGAUCACGGGCAACGUCGCCAAGAUGCUGGUCGUCUUGCUCGAUGGUGAACAGAGGCUCAUUACGUUCGAUAUUCCAAUUGAGGAAUGCACGGUUCAGGAUCUAUUAGAGCAGGUACGGGUUAAUGUUCCAUUUGGUUCGGAGAAUACAGUUUCUCUCGUGAACGAUCCAACUUUGGGGAUAAAUUACAUUGUCGAAGUGCAACCGCCUUCAGAAUCAUCAAGCGAUCAGAAUGAUUCUCAAAAACGUACACAAGAACUUCCGAAAAAUUGUAUUCGUAAUCCUUCACCCACCAUGAGUCUCCAGUUCGAUGAAAAUAGUAAUUCUUCAACAUCACAAAUUGAGGAGCCAAAGUAUGUGGAGGGAAAGGUCGCAGUCUGUCCUUAUUGCGGAGUACUGUCCUCAACGUUCAACCAAUGUGAGAGAUGUAAACGAAAAAUGCCCGAUAACGUCAAGUCGGUGUCCGAUACACGCGGAAACAAGGAUGCCAAGGAUAGCCUUCCAUACGACAAUUUUUAUAAGAAAGUCGAUAUGACUCCAAGUAAGGGGGAGAAAUUGGAGAGAGAAGCAACGCCAGCCAGGGGACGUGGAAGAGGAAGAGGUGGAGCACGGGGUCGGAAACCAAUAAAAGAACCAGAGUGUCUAAUAAUUUCUUCGGACGAGGAGCACGAGAACGAGAAGACUGUAAAGAAAGAAGGAGCGAGUAGAAUAUUUUCCGGAAUUAACGAAGGUAUGAACAUGGAAGAAUCGGAAAUGAUUUUGGAAAAGGAACCAGUAAUAACGAAUCAAAGUGCCAACGCGUCAGAAGGCAUUAAAGGUACAGAACGCGAUUCCGAUGAUCAAAUAACGGAAUGUCCGACAAACACAAUUCACACUUUACUUCACUGUCGAACUGUGAGGAUAGGUUCCUAUAAAUAUGUUCCGGUUGAGAAUGUCAUAAUAUCGGAACGUGGUUUGCGCCUUAAUGUUCCAUUUUUAGAAGAUCAUAAAAAAUUAGUGACCGUCGACGUGAAAUUUAAGCACAUUGUCCGCCUAUUAGUUCAUUUUGGAAAAGCGAUGCCAGUUCUAUUUUUCUAUACAACAACAGCAACUGGAGUCAUGAUACGGGACGUCCUAGGAAUGCAGGAUCCAAAAGGACCGUAUUUCGACCCUGCAAGUAAAGAUCAUACGCACAAAAGAAUAACACUUUUGCCCGAUAGAAUAAAUGAAGAAUCAAAGUCAAUAUUGAAGACAUUGUACGAGGGUAAAUUGGAGGAAUUAAGCCCGAAGGAGGCUAACGACAUUCUCGUUAGAGCUUCGCCAAAAGACUGUAUUCAACAAGUUCUUUCUAGACGUUCCAGUAACCAGACAAGUAGUUCUCACGCCAAUACCAAUGCCAACGGUGUCAUUCAGACAAUAACAACGUAUCCACCGCCGCCAGCAAAAGGUGGCAUCGCUAUAAACACCGAGGACUACAUUUGCCUCGGCGAAGAUCAAUUUCUCAACGAUGUGAUAAUUGAUUUUUACCUAAAGUAUUUAACAUCGGAAAUUCUCUCCGAGGAAGAUCGCAAUCGCACCCACGUGUUUAGUUCGUAUUUCUAUAAGCGUUUAACAAGUCCGCACGCGUCGGCGGCAAUGGACAGCAAUAUGCCGCAAACCGCAGCCGGCAAGCGUCAUGCGCGCGUGCAAAAGUGGACGAAAAAUGUGAAUAUAUUUGAAAAAGACUUUAUUGUUAUUCCAAUUAAUGAACAUGCUCAUUGGUUUCUUGCGAUAAUAUGCUUUCCCGGUUUAGUGGGGAAAAUAUUGACAAAAAGUGCAAGUGAGAAAGAGGCGGCGGAGCAGAAAAAUAAUGUACAUAGAAGUAAGCGAUUAAAGGAAGUGAAACUUCAAUCGAUGCAAAUUGGAAAUACGACAAUUACGCCGGUCACGACGACAAUUACUAUUGAUCAAGGUGAUGAUGGAUCUGAGCGGGAUGAGGCUGAGGGCGAUGAUGAGGAAAUGGAAAUGGAUAGCGAGGAUGAUGACGAAAUGGAAGAAGAUGCGAAUCUGAAGGAGCAACAAGCAUCUCAGGAAAAAACAGAAAAAUUACCUUGUAUUCUGAUUUUCGACUCGUUGGCCGGUGCGAGUCGAUGUCGUGUCGUCGCAACAUUACGCGACUAUCUUUUCUGCGAGCACAUCGCAAAAAUGGGCUCGGAAAAAGUAUUUUCCAAAGAUACUAUAAAAGGCGCCAGUCCAAAAGUCCCACAGCAAUCGAAUUUCAUCGACUGUGGAGUCUAUGUAUUACAAUACGUCGAAAGUUUUUUCAAGGAUCCAAUUAAGGAUUACACACUGCCAAUAAAAAUAUUGAGAAAUUGGUUCGAGGAAAUAGUGGUGACGAGGAAACGUGAGGAGAUCUCGAAAUUAUUAAUUGAAUUAAUGAAGAAAACGUCGAAGGGCGAUAAGUUGAUAAGUUUGCCGAGCGUCAGUUUUCCCACGCAAGACGGGAAAUUAAAGCCAAAAUUGGAGUCGGAAAAGUCGGAAAAAGGUGAGAAGACGAUAACGACAACGACGUCGACAACGUCAGCAGCAGCAACAACAACAGCAACAACGACGACGACGCCAACAUUGGGAAAAAGUGAUGAGGGAAAGAGAAAAAUUGAAAACGAAGGAAAAACCAGUGCCACCGCUAAUAUUGAAAAUGCCGAGAGUUCGAGUGAAAUAACAAAGAAAAUUUCUCUCAUUCCAUAUUCAUCGACCUCGUCUUCUAGUUGUAGUUCGACAGAGGGAAAUGUCUCCGAUAUACUCACCGAUAUUUCCCAAGUCAAAUCGUCGGCUGAAACAAUGAAUUACCUGAAAUCGAAAAGAAUCCAGAGGAUAAUUAUGAAAAGUGAUAAUUCUGACGAUAAGCCAGCCGCAAAGAAACUGAAGAGCGACAACGGUGAUGCCUGUAAAUAAACGUUAUUAUCUUCAUUUUUUUUUAUUAAAAAAAAAUAUUAAAGCAAAAAAAAACAAAAAGGAUUGUACAACUACAUUGAGCCACUUUAAAUCUAUUAUGUAAUAAAGUAUGUAGCUAAUAGUUCUUUAAAUAAUAAAAAGAAAACACUUGUAAGUCAUA
Leptopilina heterotoma is the source of this 4825-nucleotide messenger RNA. RefSeq lists its product as uncharacterized. The transcript is spliced from 19 exons. Gene Ontology annotation, molecular function: SUMO-specific endopeptidase activity. Bases 433 to 4665 code for a protein of 1410 amino acids. Lineage: Eukaryota; Metazoa; Arthropoda; Insecta; Hymenoptera; Figitidae. Gene Ontology annotation, cellular component: nucleus; cytoplasm. The record is from RefSeq and is a predicted model, not a curated record. Gene Ontology annotation, biological process: protein desumoylation.